UCUCGUUUUGUUAUGUCUAUAUCACGUGUAUGAACUUCCAAGGUUUAUGCUUGUGCUUAUCGCACAGUGUGAACCAAGCUCUAGCUUUAUAGUUAUUUUGAUUCCAGUUAUCUGCCUUACGCAGCUGCAAGUUCGUUAUUUACUCAACAUGAAACGCAUUGUGACCUUUUUUCUUUCUGUAUCGCCUCUGUACCUAACCCUUGGACCAUCAAUUGAAACCGGUGUUGGGAGUUGAAAGGAAUUUACUUUUAACGCUGUUAUGCUCAACAGUAAAAAAUUAACCAAUAUUUUAUCGGACUUUCAAACGUACUGUAGUGAGUGCUUAUCAUUUGGAUUUGAUGUUGUUUGUUGGUUUAAUGAAAGCUCCUUUUCUUUUUCCCGCAGCUGCCAAACCGACUAGGCCAAAGAGACCAGGAAAACCUGCAGGUGUGUGUUUGCCUAAAGAGCAAAAAUAUUACGUUUAUUUUGACAUUUUUUUAACAUUUCUCCUGUUGUUUAGUUUUCUUUUAGUACUCUUGGUAUCAAACAAAGCUUAGUAGAGAAAUCGUUUGUAUACUUCCUAAAUUUUGUAUUUCAAUUCUAUUUUGUCCGACAGCCGUUGGCCGCGCAGGCGCAGUUUACCCGCUCAGUUCCUCCACACGAGGUAAAGACGUCAGCACCAACGGCAACCCACCAGGAAGACGCAGCUACGUCAGAAACACGCGUGGCCCCGAUGGCGUGCCAGGGACGGCAACGUUUUUUUACGGCCGUGCUAACAGUUACAUUCAGUUCCCGAACCGCGGUAGACUAGACACGAGGCGAUCCAUCACCCUCUUGGCGUGGAUCAAACACCUGGGACGCGCGGGACCCAUCUUCAACUACAUGCCGAAUGGCUGGGGCGUGCACCUCUGGAUGGUCACACCAAGAACGCUGUUUGUACGCUUCACACGUCGAAGAGGACGGCGUUUCACACCCGCGGUGACUAGUCGCACAGUUCGGUAUCGAACUUGGGAGUACGUCGGUGCUGAGUACGAUUAUCGAACUGGAAUCGCUCGGCUGUUUGUUAGAAAUAGAUUUGUUGCUUCGCGACGUAUUGGACGCAUAAGACUGGCCACUAAUUACCCAGUUAGAAUGGGCGCCAGGAUUACAGACAGGAGGUACUUCCGUGGUAGCAUUUCCUGUAUGCAGGUAUACAAGAAGGCUUUGUCUGCCAGACAGAUCCUUGCUAGGCGAACGAGGUGCUUUAAGAGAGUUCCACGACUGCAUCCUCCACGACCCAGACCGCCUCGACCAAGACCCAGACCUAGGCCCUACCCUGGUGGAAAAGGUAUUUCUUGAUUGGCGUACCUUCAAAAUCCGUUUUUGAAUCAAAGUUCAUUGAUUUUUUUGGUUUUCGGUAUUCGUGUCGACAAUCGUUGAGUUCAAUUCUGAGCCAUUUUAUUUACGUGAUGUUCUCAAAAGUCCAUAGCUUUGGCUCUUGACGCUUUUAGAACACUCCAGAAAGACCUUUCUUUCAUGAUUAGCGGUGAAAUGUAGCCUCAAAUCCUGGUUUAAUCGUCAAGCUCUGCUAGUGGUUGACGGAAACAAACUUCCACCCUUGAUAUAGGUCAAAUGACAGUUACGGAUGACGUUUACUCAGGCGCGCCAUCUUGUAUACAUGUUCGUCUAUCACUAAUUUUAUACCAAUAUUUCUUUGAUCUUCAGUUUGCCGAGCCAGAAUCGAUCUUGCUUUCCUAAUCGACGCCUCCGGAAGUGUUGGGCCUGCAAACUUCCGCCGCUGCUUAGCUUUUGUCAAAAACAUGGCGCGUGUGUUCACCAUCUCCAGAAGCUUCACCCGAUUCGCAAUCGUUCUUUACUCGUCGCGACCUUCCUUGAUGUUCGGGUUUAACCGUUACACCAAUCGACGGUCACUGCUACGAGCGAUUGGUCGCAUACGGUACACAGGUGGAGGUACCAAAACGGGCUUCGCGCUUACGUACACUUAUCAGAGGGUCCUUCGCUUUAGCAGGCGAAGAGGCAAGGUCUUGAUUGUCAUGACCGAUGGUCGAUCUUAUGAUAAUGUGUUACGUCCUGCUGUAAGGAUUCGGGGCAGAGGUAUACGAAUACUAUCCUUCGGAGUUGGUAAACGGUUCAGUAUGGGACAACUACUGCAGAUGUCAGCCAACAGGCGAAAUGUGUUUACUGCUGAUUUCAAGAACUUGAGGUCUGCGGUCAGAAGUCUGAAAAGGAGGGCCUGUGCAGCGGCAAAACCUCGACCUCCUCGACCCGUCCAACCACCAAAACCAGUGGCUAUAAGACGAGCCGUCGCUGUUUAUCCGCUGAACCGUUACACCAAAGGAAGAGACAUCAGCUUCUCAAGGAAUCCCCGCGGAACACUCGGCCGAGUCAGAUACGCCCCUGGUCCUGAUAAUUCACCGGGUGGCGCAAUAGAAUUCUACGGUCGCAAAUACAGCUACGUUGAAUUCCCUAACCGAGGUAAAAUCGACACGAAACGUUCCAUAACUCUUCUGGCAUGGAUCUAUCACACUGGUCAAGCUGGACCCAUCUUUAACUACAUGCCGAACGGCUGGGGCGUGCACUUCUGGAUGGUUUCUCCUAGAAACCUGUUUGCACGGUUCACGCGUCGAACAGGGAGGCGUUUCAGUCGUGCUGUCUACAGUCCAAGCGUGCUACCGCGAAAAUGGCAGUUGGUGGGAACAACGUACAGCUACAAAACCGGUAUAGCCCGUUUGUUCGUGAACUCGAGGUUUGUGGCGUCUAAGCGUGUUGGACGAUUCAGGCUGGCGACCAACUACCCGGUCAGAAUGGGAGCUCGUGUUGGAGACAGACGAUACUUUAAAGGACGAAUCUCUUGUAUGCAGGUCUACGGUCAAGCGUUGAACAGGAACCAGAUUCUGGUUCGGCAGAGGAGAUGUUUCAAACCAGGUAAUAAUCCCUGGGUCCACAAAAUUCAGUAAAGUUACCAGGAUUUUGAAAUCUGGGCAAUCACUUUGAAACGACCAAACUGUUCAUUGUGCAUGACCUCUGCCAUUUUGACCAAUAUAAAUUGUCGUACCAUUGUGAAAGUUUUCUUUGUUUUAUUUUUUCUCUAUAUUCGUAGUCCCAGUUAGACCCAAGCCAAGACCAGUGAGACCAGUGAGACCAACCAGGCCUAGAGGUAAGUGCUGUCGUUUGUUCCUUCUUCCCUUCGUGUUCUCGUUGCUUCGUUUUUUCUUCCCUCCUUGCCUUGUUGCCUCGUCCCUGCGUUUCUGCGUUCUCUUGUUGCCUCGUUCCUGCGUUCU
This is a messenger RNA of Orbicella faveolata, 3260 nucleotides long. RefSeq lists its product as uncharacterized. The record is from RefSeq and is a predicted model, not a curated record. Lineage: Eukaryota; Metazoa; Cnidaria; Anthozoa; Scleractinia; Merulinidae.